Molecule: messenger RNA, 2021 nt
Organism: Eriocheir sinensis (Chinese mitten crab)
Lineage: Eukaryota; Metazoa; Arthropoda; Malacostraca; Decapoda; Varunidae
Product: regulator of G-protein signaling 21-like
Exons: 4
Coding region: 346-930 (194 amino acids)
Source: RefSeq, a predicted model, not a curated record
GGCGGCAGAUCAACCCCAACCUCAGGGAGAGAAGGACGUGUAGCUCUUGCUCUCCGCCACCACCACCGCCUGUCAGUGUUGCCAGACCCCAGAGACUUACUUGGCACUCGUUUGAAGCCUCUUAGUGACACUUUGACCCCCAAGUGACCGUAUUCGAGGCACCUAAGGAACUAUUAACUGGAAAUAACGCUGAGGACUACCUUGGUUUAGUGUAAUACCUGCCGAAGAGCUUAACACCUGUUCUUCGACCGCCACCAUUCCCGGGACGCCCCUGCCACCGUGUACCCUCAGGACCCCUGCCCCCUGUCUCCUCUAACACCCCUUCGCCCCUUCACGCUCACCAUCAUGAUCGCCACAGACCUCCGCCGGGAGUCUCUCAAGGCCACGAAGAGCGUUCUUGGUUCACUCAACUCGGCGAUUGCAGACUCGCUCGCGCACGGAAAACGGAGUGACAUGAAGCUUCGGCUGGGCUGCCUCCGUCGACGUGGUGACUCCCAGGGCAGCGUCAGACCCAUGCCCGAGGAAGUCCAGGGCUGGGCAGAGAGCUUCCACAAACUUAUGGCAUCAAAAUACGGCCAGGCACUCUUCAAGGCCUUCCUGCAGCGGGAGUUUAGCGAGGAGAACGUUGAGUUUUGGCUGGCUGUCGAGGAUUUCAAGAAGACCAGAGCCGCCAAGAUGCCCUCCAAAGCCUCUAAGAUCCACUCCGAUUACGUUGCUGUCCAGGCCCCAAAAGAGCUCAACCUGGACCCCGGCACGCGCGCCCAGAUCGCCAAGUCCCUCGACUGCCCCGACAAGUACAUUUUCGACGCCGCGCAGAAGAGGGUUCAGGCGCUCAUGGAGUCCGACGCGUACCUCCGCUUCCUCCAGUCUGACCUGUACAAGGAGCUGCUGCACCCCGAGACUUCGAUGCCCAAGUCCGAGGCGUUAUAGGCCCCCGGGCCCCACGCGCCGGCCGGGAGGCCCCCCCUACCCCCCCUCACCCCCCUACCUCCCGCCACUCAAAAUAUGACAUGCUGUGAGCUUGUUGACUUAUAAUGUAUUUAUAAUAAUUUAUGAUAGAUUUUUGUAUUUAUUAAACGGUGAAGUAUUCUUGUACGGAGAAGCUUUGUAAAAGUUGACGGAAGAAUCCUGAGACUGUUUUUGAGUGACCCUGAGCUUCCCGGCGCUUCCGUGGGGCGCGCGGCGGCGCCACCAGAGCCCUCCCUCACCUGCCGGGGGGCGUCGUGCCCUGGGCCCGGCGCUCCCCGGCUCCCCCGGCCGCCCUACGGCCACCCUGACUGUGAUACCUUCGCCGGGCCGCCGCGCCCGCACCGCCUAGUCACGCCGCCGCGCCGCCGCCACCCGCUGAACCAAAGACUUUUGUAGGGACACGCUCGGAGCUUUGACGUGUAAUAUUACGAUAUAUUUUGUAGUGGUCGAGGAUGUUACCUUGUUGUACAAGCCAGUCUGUAAAUGCGUAUUUUCCGCAUGACCCUGAGCCGCGCCCUCCACCCGCCGGCGCCCGUCAACACUCAUCUCAGUUUCAUGAGAGCCGUGUCGUGCGUAAUACGCACUCCACCCCGCGGCGGGCCAUGCACGGCCCCCGCUCCUACAGUAUUUAUGUCCUAAGUUAUUUAUAUGAUAUUUAGUAGCCCAGGAUGGCCUCUGUAACCCUUCGGGGGAGGCGUGUGGGCGUGGGGUGGGAGGGGCGGCGCCCCGCCCCCCCCCCACCCCGACUCUGCCACAUUCCACAGACGGACUCUGUCGCCGUAGCGUAUCCGCACGUAGCCACGUUUUAAUGUAUUGCCCGCAGCGGUGUAGGUCGCCUCAUCACCCGAUGACUCACUCAUUCGCCUCAUUCAUCUCGCCUCCUGCACCCGCCUCACCCGCCCUCACCCUUCACCUCACCGGCGAGCCCCGCCCCGCCUCAUCUAGUCCUCAUGUGUACAUAGCAUCCCCUCCUGUACAAAUCUUGUCAGUUACCGAUAAGUGACAUAGUCUGCUGAAGUGAAUUAAGUGAAAUAUAAACGAAAACAAAAAUA